CUUCAACUUCCUAGCGGGAAGCUGCUAUCGGGAAGUGUGAACAGGCUGCUGGAAUCGCUGAUAAAUACAGUCAAAGUCAUACGAAUCAAAGAAGAUGAAGCUGUCCCGAGCUGAAUAUAAGGAGAUUGUGAGAUGGACUGAUCAGCUGAGACCCACCCGUCAAUGUAUGAAGAUUCUGAAAGAAAGAUUUCCAAAUCACUCGCAGUCCACUCUUCUGAGCAUCUUCUCCCUGGAGUACCAGAAACGAAUCAAAAGAACAAUCUCAAGACACCAUGCACCAGAUGCUAUUGAAAGCCACUACCAAAGGUAUCUGAGUGAAGCCAAGGCACAUCCCACUGCCCCCGUCCUGCUGGAGUUGGCCAAUGAGGUGGAUCUGUCUCCGGCACUGAUGGCUCGUAUCAUCCUGGACAGGUUCCUUCAGGGCCUCGAGGGUGGAGUGCCCUCUAAGAUAGUCCUCAGCAGCAUGCUUAAAGAGCCAUCCUUGAUUCCAGACCAAAUUUUGGCGAAUAACAUUUACCAGUGCACAAUAAAUGACUGCUGUUAUGGACCGCUGGUAGACUGCAUCAAACACGCUAUUGGCCAAGAACAUGAGGUGCUGCUCUGUGAAAAACUAAAGGAGAGGAACCUUUCCUUUCUAGAUGAAAACCAACUAAGAGUUAUGGGCUACGAUAAAACACCUGAUAUCAUCCUGGAGGUUCCCAUUGCCGUCGAAGGACAUAUUGUUCACUGGAUUGAGAGCAAAGCCUCGUUCGGAGACGACCACAGUCAUCGCACCUAUCUCAACGAACAGUUCUGGAGCUACUGGAACAGGUUCGGUCCAGGCCUUGUGAUCUACUGGUAUGGUUUCAUAGGAGAGCUGGACUGCCAGAGAGACAGAGGUAUCCUGCUCAAAGACUGCUUCCCUACAGACAUAGUCACUCUGAGCCAUGCCGCCCAGCAGGACCGACUGCCACAAGAGCCAGAAUAAAGACAAAGACGGGGGGAAAGAAAGAAAAAACGUAUGAUGGAAGGAAAGAAAGAGGAAGACACAGAGGCGGGAAGGAACAGGGGUGUAUAUCCAGAUCCGGAAGCAAUUUGGCUUUCCUGCAGUGUGAGACGGCAAAAAAAUCUGCCCUGAACUCCACCUGACCCGCCGUCUCUGUCCGUCUCUCCCUUCCUCUCUUUCACUGCCCCAAAGCUACCACAUGUAAACACACACCAUCUUUCUGUAUUAUCUGACAGCACAGGGUCAGAUUCAUACCUGUGUGCAAAAACACUGUCUUGGAGGCUUUCCUGGUUGUGGUCAGCUCCUGGCCCCUGGAUGGCCCCUCGCAACGGACAGCCAGGGUGAGAGCCAGGGCCAAAGCAGGACAUUAGGUCCUUCCUUAUCACACCCAGCGCCCUGGCCUUUGUCACUCCUUCCUCCUCCACUCCAUAGGCAGAUAAGAGAGGUGCGGUCCAGGGGCUGGCUGGACGCCUGUCUCUCACCUGCGUCACUCAGCGUCCUCUCAGUUCCACCCCAGGGGGGUAAACAGGAUCAUUUCUGGUUGAAGAUGGCCUCACUGUGACCUUCUUCCACUUCACCUUAUAAAAACUAUUGAGGAUUUUCUUUUUUUCCCCACAGUUUUUGAAGCAAGGUUAACCAUUUCAAAACUAAAUGCUAUCAUAGAAUAAUAUCCACUUUUUUUGUAUUGUCUUUAAGUCAAUAUAAGUCUCCACAUUGUUGGUAACACUUCUCACACAGCUCCCAUCAAACUCAAGUGCCAACUAUAACUACUAAGUGUCUUUGUUUUUCUCCUUGGCUAGCUUGCAUGAUGUUGAUAUCUAUCUUUUUCUCACCAUAGACUAAUAUGUUCAAUUUUUUUAAAUUAAUUGGUUAUUGUCAGUCUAUGAAACAUUGAAAAAUCAAAGAAUUGGCCAUCAAAAUUGUUCAAUUAACACUCAAAGUUAUUUAUAUAAAACAAAUACCAGUAUCUGCAUAUAAGAAGCUGACAUUCACAUUUCUGCUUCUCAAAAUCAAAAAUGAUUCAUUGAUCAUUCAAAUUGGUAGCACUUCAUUUUCUGUCAGUCUUAAGUCAGUAUUAAAGAUGUGUUCUAUAAACAGUGUUACAUAACAUCAGAGAAAGCCAUAAAGCCUGAAGUUACAGUGUUCUCCAUACAAGGGAUUAAGGUGCCUGUUGAGCCAAAGAUUUGAGUAAUUAGGUCUAUAUGUCACCUAAACAAGUGCACUGCAGGGUUUAAAAAAAAAAAAAAGGAGGUGGUUCAUUUUAUCCCACAUUUUACACUGGGGUAAUUUAAUAGAAAAUGUAUUUUGUAUAUAGGGAUUUUGUAU
Notothenia coriiceps (black rockcod) is the source of this 2311-nucleotide messenger RNA. It is a transcript of the gene cdin1, whose product is annotated as CDAN1 interacting nuclease 1. Gene Ontology annotation, biological process: erythrocyte differentiation. Gene Ontology annotation, cellular component: cytoplasm; nucleus. The record is from RefSeq and is a predicted model, not a curated record. Bases 95 to 967 code for a protein of 290 amino acids. The transcript has 12 exons. NCBI's taxonomy places the organism in Eukaryota, Metazoa, Chordata, Actinopteri, Perciformes, Nototheniidae.